This is a messenger RNA of Protobothrops mucrosquamatus (brown spotted pit viper), 1128 nucleotides long. Its product is annotated as major histocompatibility complex class I-related gene protein-like. NCBI's taxonomy places the organism in Eukaryota, Metazoa, Chordata, Lepidosauria, Squamata, Viperidae. Gene Ontology annotation, biological process: immune response. Bases 58 to 1128 code for a protein of 356 amino acids. The transcript is spliced from 8 exons. The record is from RefSeq and is a predicted model, not a curated record. Gene Ontology annotation, cellular component: external side of plasma membrane.
UUUCCCUCUGCCUGCGACCUCAGGAGAGCGGAGCGCAGGUUGAGGAUCGCGGCCAGGAUGGCUCUGCGCUCUCUGUCUCUGCCGCUCCUGGUGUUGGUGGGGGUCGCCCUGCGGGAGAGCUGCCUCGGCACCUCCUCGCACUUCCUGAAGUAUUUCUUCACCUCCAUCUCAGACCCCAGUCAGGCGGAGCCCCAUUUUGUCUCUCUGGGGUACGUGGAUGAUCAACUCUUCAAUUACUACGACAGCAACAGCCGGAAGUUCCAGCCUCGAGUCCCCUGGAUAGAGAAGGUGGGGAAGGAGGACCCCCAGUACUGGGAGAGAAGCACCCAGACGUGUCGUGGCGAAGAGGAGUCAUUCAGAGAUCGCCUGGAGAUUCUGAGAACUCUCUACAAUCAUAGCGGCCUUAACACAUUGCAGAAGAUGAUUGUCUGUGAGCUCCGGGGAGACGGGAGCAAAGGAGGGUUUCUGCAGUAUGGCUACGAAGGGAGGACCUUCAUCACCUUCGACAAGGAGACCCUCACCUGGGUGGCUCCUGAACCCCAGGCCCGGAUCAUCCAGAGGAAAUGGGAUGCUAUUCCAGGAUAUAAUCAGGGACAGAAGGCCUACCUGGAGGAGGAAUGCAUUGAGUGGAUAAAGAAGUACCUGUCUUAUAGGAAGGGGGCGCUGCUGAGGACAGAGCCCCCAGAGGUGACCGUGAGCAGCAAGACGGAGGUGGAGGAUGGGAUGGAGAUGCACGUCUGCCGCCUGCAUGGCUUCUACCCCAGGGAGAUCGAUGCCUCCUGGACGAGAGACGGGGAGGUCUGGCUGCAGGACACCCUCCGUGGCUCUGUGGCCCCCAACGCGGAUGGGACCUUCCACGCCUGGCUCAGCAUCCAGAUUGAUCCCAAAGAGAGAGGCCGCUAUCAGUGCCACGUGGAGCACAACGGCCUGCAGGAGCCUCUGGACGUGGCCCUGAAGGAACCAAAAUCCAAUGUGGGGAUCAUCAUCGGCUGCGUUGUGGUUGGUCUUGCCCUGCUGGGCGUGAUUGUUGGGAUCUGGUUUUUCAAGAGACAUCAUGACUACAAAAAAGCACCAACAACUGACAGAAGAUCCAGCAGUUCCAGCCAGGGGAGCGACCAGACCGCUUAG